GUGGGGGGGAUGGGCGAUUGGUAGGUGGACAGAUGGAGGGAUGAGAGGCCCAGGGAUGGACAGAUGGGCCCGAGGGGAGGCAUGCAGACCUGGCCCUUCCCCACCCACCCCACCCCAAUCCCCACACCCGCCAGAUCUCCCCAGAUGGGGCCAGAGUUGCCUGCAUCCAGAUGGCCAGGCUAGGGGACCUUUGGGCUGCUGGUGGGAGGAUCGCCUUGGACUAGUGCUUUAGGAUUCAGCUCCCCAACCCUCUGAGAUUCGAACUGCUGAACUCUGACCUCUGGCCCUGGCUUUUGCUGUAGUGGUGGGGGGCAGGGAUGGUGGGAAGGAGGGACGUUAGGAUUUCUUUGGCCUGCAAAGUAGGUGGGCAAGAGUGCCUCAGGACUGGGAGAGAUGUGUCCAUGUAUGCGGGUGAGUGUGAAUCUGUGCUUAUCUGUUGACUAUGUCACUGUGGUUCAAUAUUUUGUGUGCAUUUGUAAGUGUAAAUCCCUUACAGGGCUGUGUGUGAACAUUUCUGUUACGAGUUAACAUCUCAGUGUCUGUGCAAAAGGUAGAUCUUUUUGUACCUUGUGCUUGUUUGAGUGUGUAUCAGCCUUGUAAGUGUCUGCAUACUUGUGGUUCUGUGUAUGUGUGUGAGGUGUAUAUCAGUUAGUGUGUACAUUUGUGCGUCUUUUGGUGUAGGAAUAUAUCAGCUUUGUGACUGCAUCAUGGGGAUAUGUGAAGUGGUCUGAGUAUGUUUGGGCAUUUAAGAGUGUGUCUGUGUAUCUUUGAUCGUGCAAGUGAAUAUCUGUUAUAUGUGUAUGCCCGUGUGUUGGUGCAAGAGUAUAUCUGUUUUAGGUGCAUGUACCUGGUUGUCUGCAAAGAUAGAUAGAUACGUGUGUACAUGCGCGCAUCUGUGUGUACAUCGGUGUGUGUGCAUUUGUGUAUGUGAAUGUGCAAGAAAGAGUCAAUGUUGUAUAUGUGUGGUUGUAUGUGGGUGUGACAAUCUUGAGGGUAUGUGUCUGUCUAUAUUGUGAGUUCAUUUAUGCAUCAGUGUUGGUCUCUCAAGAGUGAGGUUGUGUGUUUUCAAACAUUAUGUGCAGGAUUGUAUGCACACAUAUGCCUGUGUCCCUGGCACAAGGCUGACCCUGCUUCUGGACCCAGUGAGAUUGGGGUUCACGUGGCGUGAUCUGUGGUAUGCUGGGGUCCAGCCUGGGGCUCAUGGACACAAAUGUGUCCACAUCCCAGGCCAAGAGCCAGUGGAGGGUGUGGGCACAGAGAUCAUGCUGGUGUGUCUAUGGAAAUACAAGUGUAGAGACUUGAGUUGUGGGCCCAUGUGAGUUUGGUGUGUCUGCACAUGUUGGUGUGACAAUGAUUUGAUGGUGAGCAUGGGAACCUUUUGAUUCCUCCCCAGCUCCUGGUACUACUUAGGUCCUUGAAGUUGGGGGACUGGGAUGUGAACUCUGGAAGGAGGAAGCUGGAAUCCUGGAUCUGAAGGAGAAGGAGAAUGGUCCCAACUUUUGGGUCUUGAGAAUGGAAGGGGCUGAAACCUGGGCUCCUGAGUCUGAGGGAGGAGAAGGGUGGGGUUCCAGAUUCUAGGUCUAGGGAGAAGGGAGCUGGUGUCACUGGCUUCUUGAGACCCCAGAAGACAAAGGCUAAAGUCCUAGACUCCUGAAUUUUGGAGAGUAAACAAUUCUGAGGCCAAGUCUCCUUGAUUUCUAGAGAUUACUCUCUGGGUCCAUCUGCAUUUAUGCAGAGCCUGCAGCAGGAGGGCUGAGAGUGUGAUCACACCGGGGACUUCCUUGGCUGAGAUGGUCUCUGAGGCAGGUCUCCAGUGAGGAACCAGAAGGAUGCUAACAGGGUCAUUUUGUUUCUUUGUAGGUACUGGCCCAGGCCCUGACUUCCUGAAGAGAGAUGAAGAAACCGAAAUUCAGAGAGGUUCAGACACUUGCCCGAGGUCACACAGCUAGUCUUAUUGUCCACUCCUCCCAACUUCCCACUGCACCAUGGCUCCCGGCCCCUUCUCCUCUAUGCUGCUCUUGCCACCACCUGCAGCCCUGUCUUUUCUGCUGCUACUCUGGGCAGGGGCAUCUCGUGGCCAGCCCUGUCCUGGCCGCUGCAUCUGCCAGAAUGUGGCGCCCACGCUGACCAUGCUGUGCGCCAAGACUGGCUUGCUCUUUGUGCCGCCAGCCAUUGACCGGCGUGUGGUGGAACUGAGGCUCACAGACAACUUCAUUGCGGCCAUCCGCCGCCGAGACUUCGCCAACAUGACCAGCCUGGUGCACCUCACCCUCUCCCGUAAUACCAUCGGCCAAGUGGCAGCUGGCGCCUUUGCUGACCUCCGGGCCCUGCGGGCUCUGCACCUUGACAGCAACCGCCUGGCCGAGGUGCGAGGCGACCAGCUCCGCGGCUUGGGCAACCUCCGUCACCUGAUCCUCGGCAACAACCAGAUCCGCCGGGUGGAGUCGGCGGCCUUCGAUGCCUUCUUGUCCACGGUGGAGGACCUGGAUCUGUCCUACAACAACCUCGAGGCCCUGCCCUGGGAGGCCGUAGGCCAGAUGGUGAACCUGAACACCCUCACGCUGGACCACAAUCUCAUCGACCACAUCGCUGAAGGUACCUUCGUGCAGCUUCACAAACUGGUUCGCCUGGACAUGACCUCCAACCGCCUCCAUAAACUGCCCCCGGAUGGGCUCUUCCUGAGGUCCCAAGGCCCGGGGCCCAAGCCGCCCACGCCACUCACAGUUAGCUUUGGUGGCAACCCCCUGCAUUGCAACUGCGAGCUGCUCUGGCUGCGGCGGCUCACCAGGGAGGAUGACUUGGAAACGUGUGCCACCCCUGAGCACCUCACUGACCGUUACUUUUGGUCCAUCCCUGAGGAAGAGUUCCUGUGCGAACCCCCGCUGAUCACACGGCAGGCGGGGGGCCGGGCCCUCGUGGUGGAGGGCCAGGCAGUCAGCCUGCGGUGCCGUGCUGUGGGUGACCCUGAGCCGGUGGUGCAUUGGGUGGCGCCUGAUGGGCGGUUGCUGGGGAACUCUAGCCGGACCCGGGUCCGGGGCGAUGGGACGCUGGAUGUAACUAUCACCACCUUGCGGGACAGUGGUACCUUCACUUGCAUCGCCUCCAAUGCCGCUGGAGAAGCCACGGCGCCCGUGGAGGUGUGCGUGGUGCCUCUCCCUCUGAUGGCGCCCCCGCCGGCCGCCCCGCCGCCCCUCACUGAGCCUGGCUCCUCGGACAUUGCCACGCCUAGCCGACCCGGUGCCAAUGAAUCUGCUGCCGAGCGCCGGCUGGUGGCGGCGGAGCUCACCUCUAACUCUGUGCUCAUCCGCUGGCCAGCGCAGAGGCCGGUGCCUGGCAUCCGCAUGUACCAAGUCCAGUACAACAGCUCCGCUGAUGACUCCCUUGUCUACAGGAUGAUCCCCUCCACCAGCCAGACCUUCCUGGUGAAUGAUCUGGCGGCGGGCCGCGCCUAUGAUCUGUGCGUGCUGGCGGUCUACGACGAUGGUGCCACAGCGCUGCCAGCCACGCGAGUGGUGGGCUGCGUGCAGUUUACCACGGCUGGGGAUCCCGCGCCCUGCCGCCCGCUGAGGGCACACUUCUUGGGCGGCACCAUGAUCAUUGCCAUCGGCGGCGUCAUCGUUGCCUCGGUCCUCGUCUUCAUCGUUCUGCUCAUGAUCCGCUACAAGGUCUAUGGCGACGGAGAUGGCCGUCGUGUCAAGGGCGCCUCUAGGUCACCCCCGCGGGUCAGCCACGUGUGCUCGCAAACCAAUGGUGCAGGCGCGCCGCAGGCCCCACCGCCAGCGCCAGAAUGCUACGUGGCAUUACGCGAGGAGGCGUCCCUGGCGGCGGGAGCCCUGGCGGUGGAAGCAAAGACCACGGUGGUAGAGACCGCAGCUUCCGCAGACCCAGAGGCAGUCUUUGGACGCUCCCUGGGUGGCUCGGCCACCUCGCUGUGUCUCCUGCCAUCGGAGGAAACCUCUGGGGAGGAGUCUCGAGCCGCUGUGGGUCCUCGGAGGAGCCGUUCUGGGGCCUUGAGGCCGCCAGCUUCAGCGCCCUCCACUCUAGCUCUGGUUCCUGGGGGGGCACCCGCACGGCCUCGGCCACAGCAGCGUUACUCGUUUGACGGGGACUAUGGGGUGCUCUUCCAGAGCCACAGUUACCCGCGCCGCGCCCGGCGGACAAAGCGCCACCGGUCCACCCCGCACCUGGACGUGGCUGGAGGGGGCGUGAGAAUAAAUGCCAAUGAUAUGCUCUUCAAAACUGAGAGCUUUAAAACCAAGGAACAGGUACAGCAAUGA
Molecule: messenger RNA, 4277 nt
Organism: Myotis davidii
Lineage: Eukaryota; Metazoa; Chordata; Mammalia; Chiroptera; Vespertilionidae
Gene: LRFN1
Product: leucine rich repeat and fibronectin type III domain containing 1
Exons: 5
Coding region: 1986-4277 (763 amino acids)
Molecular function (GO): protein binding
Source: RefSeq, a predicted model, not a curated record